Molecule: messenger RNA, 916 nt
Organism: Lotus japonicus
Lineage: Eukaryota; Viridiplantae; Streptophyta; Magnoliopsida; Fabales; Fabaceae
Exons: 4
Coding region: 135-569 (144 amino acids)
Source: RefSeq, a predicted model, not a curated record
UUGGAACUCUACGUUUUGUGUUUUGUGCUUUGUGUUUGCUCUCUCUCUCUCAUGCGCGUGUAGGUGUGUGAUGUUUCCUUCCUUGUUGUGUAUAAAAGCUAAACUCACCUGCUGAAGAAAGUCACCCAUAUUGCAUGCUCUCAACAAUAUUAGAAAUGGAGCUUAUAAUCUUCAUCACUCUUCUCAACAUUUUUUUCUCUGCUCUACUACCAAGUACUUGUUCUUCUUCGCAAAUUCAGUUGCAACCUUCACUUCAUCAUCAAGGGUCAGUCAAUGUGCAUGCGCACGAUCAGCUUCCUCUCCCAACACUGCCUAGAAAGCUAAGAUUUGCUGAGAAGGUUGAUGAAUCUGGUGGUGAAGCCAAAGAUCUUGCAUCACACAAGGAGAAAGAUUCCCUUCCUACAGGGAAGAAAUACGAUAGGAAACAAAACAUGGUGCUGGGCAACAAGGAGUCAAGACAAGAAUGGAUAGAAGGGGAGGACGACACUUCAAAAUACUUUACGAUGGAUUACCACGGCGUCAGAAGACGACGUCCCAUACACAACAAGCACUUACCGGUGACUCCAUGAAGCAAGACUUAGCUAGUAAAAAAACAUAACAUAGGAGGUCUUCUAAGUUACAAUUUUGACUAAUGUAUGCACUUAUAUAUGUAACAUAUAUGUUAAUGUAUUAUGUAUUAACGCUCUACCUUAUAGUUUGAAGGUAUUUUUUUCCGUUUUACCUAUUUUUAGAAGAAAAAAGCACUAUUAGGGUGCAUAGCAAAAUCCUAAAAUUCGUGACCAAACUAGCUAGGACUUGGGAGUUGGGUUUGGCACCCCACCUAUGGGGCUUGGCACCCCACUUUAUUAAAUACGGAAUUUAAAAUUCCGUAUUCUUCAUAUUGAAUACGGAACUUAAAAUUCCGUAUUGUAUUUAA